Molecule: messenger RNA, 1669 nt
Organism: Rhineura floridana
Lineage: Eukaryota; Metazoa; Chordata; Lepidosauria; Squamata; Rhineuridae
Gene: ALDOB
Product: aldolase, fructose-bisphosphate B
Exons: 9
Coding region: 116-1210 (364 amino acids)
Biological process (GO): glycolytic process; fructose 1,6-bisphosphate metabolic process
Cellular component (GO): cytosol
Molecular function (GO): fructose-1-phosphate aldolase activity; fructose-bisphosphate aldolase activity
Source: RefSeq, a predicted model, not a curated record
AUUGCACGGAAAGGUAUAAAAUGUUUCAGAGCUGCGGAAUUUGACCUGUUUGGCUGCAACCACCUCACCAGCAGGGAUUUCUAGCAGAGGCAGAGACAAUCACCCAAACGCCAUCAUGACCCAUCAGUUUCCAGCGCUCUCUCCUGAGCAGAAGAAGGCCCUCUCUGACAUUGCUCAGAGGAUAGUGGUUGCAGGCAAAGGGAUCCUGGCUGCAGAUGAAUCUGUGGGUACUAUGGGCAACCGGCUGCAGCGCAUCAAAGUGGAGAACACUGAAGAGAAUCGCCGGGCCUUUCGAGAUAUCCUCUUCUCUUCAGACGCCUCCAUCAGUCAGCAGAUUGGAGGAGUUAUUUUUUUCCAUGAGACCCUCUAUCAGAAGGAUAACACUGGAAAACCCUUCCCUGCCGUCAUCAAGGAUAAGGGCAUCGUGGUUGGAAUCAAGCUGGACAAAGGCACAGCUCCAUUGGCAGGAACUAACGGAGAAACCACCGUUCAAGGUUUGGAUGGCCUUGCUGAACGCUGUGCCCAGUAUAAGAAAGAUGGAGCUGACUUUGGCAAGUGGCGUGCUGUCCUGAAAAUCUCAGAUACAACUCCCUCUGCUCUUGCCAUCCAGGAGAAUGCCAACACGUUGGCACGUUAUGCCAGUAUCUGCCAACAGCAUGGGCUAGUGCCCAUCGUGGAGCCUGAGAUCCUACCUGAUGGAGACCAUGACCUCCAGCGGUGCCAGUAUGUGACAGAAAAGGUGCUGGCUGCUGUGUAUAAGGCCCUGAAUGACCACCAUGUCUACCUGGAAGGAACACUGCUGAAGCCCAACAUGGUGACUGCUGGGCAUUCUUGUCCCAAAAAGUACACCCCUGAAGAGGUGGCCAUGGCAACAGUCACAGCUCUCCGUCGCACUGUCCCAGCAGCUGUUCCAGGAAUCUGUUUCCUUUCUGGGGGCCAAAGUGAAGAGGAGGCUUCAGUCAACCUCAAUGCCAUCAAUCUCUGCCCUCUGCCUAAACUUUGGAAGCUGACUUUCUCAUACGGACGGGCCCUACAAGCAUCGGCUCUGGCUGCCUGGUCCGGCAAACCUGAGAACAAAAAGGCCGCACAGGAGGCGUUCUGCAAACGGGCCCAGAUAAAUGGCUUAGCUUGCAAAGGCCAAUACAUCACCACUGGAAAGAGCAGUGCCGCAGCCACUCAGUCGCUUUUUACUGCCAGUUACACCUACUAGUUCAUAAAACAGUGCAAAUAUCCUGCCUCUCCUUGCAGCUGGCAGGAGCUCCAGAAGGAAAACAACUUGUGCUACACCCUAAUCGGCAGUUGCAAACAAAUGGAUUGGAAUAAUAGGCCCCAUUGCACACUUGUAAUUGCAUCUACACCUUCCAAAGAAAUUGGACAGGUUUUAUGAAUCCAUCUUUCACUGACUUCAAUUCAAUCCUCUCUUUGGAUAGCUGGUUUCUUGGGGUUUUUUUAGAUGGCUUCCAUAGCCAGCUAGAGAGCUGGAUACCUUCAGCCCUUAUAUUUUUACUCUUCCCUCUCCCCGUCCCCUGACAUCAUUGCCAGCUGACAUAGAACACCAGGCAUGACACACAAAACAUGAAAUGCAUUUUUAAUCCAUAAUGUUUUCAGUGCAUAAGCUGUGAAUAAAAUUCCUGCCAAAGUGAAAAGAUUAAACAACUAAGAAACUCUA